AUGUUACGAUCAUGCUUGAGGAUUGAAUCAACGUUGGAGAAUAGUUGUAGAACCAUUUCUACUUCAUCAUGCUUAUUAAAAAAUAGAGCCGGCAAAUAUAAGGCAACCGUUAAUCGUUCUCAGCUGUUGACAUACGAAAUGGCUCAGAAGCCCCAUCACGUCGGUGUUCGAAAAUCAUGGCUCACAUGGCAUUCGCAAAACUUGGAAGGCUUUCGUCAAUCUCAACCGCUCGUCGUUGCCCAGGAUGAAGUCGUUCGAAGAUUUAUUCGCGGCUUCUUUCCCCAAAAUGUAGUUGUCAGUGGAAACGAGAUUGUCAUAAAGAGAAGAGGCAACGUAUUAAUCGUUGCCGGGUUCCUUCAAUAUUCGCGACGUCUCGAUAUCCGAAGAAUCUACUGGAUGUUUGGAUUUGCUGAAGAAUUCCUCUCCAUCCUUUUGAAGCAGCCCGUCAAGCUCGAAUUGUCGUUUGUUGAAUCCGAAGCAGACGUGGCAUACAACUAUAUUUAG
Messenger RNA from Caenorhabditis bovis, 504 nucleotides. The record is from the annotation of a GenBank genome assembly. Lineage: Eukaryota; Metazoa; Nematoda; Chromadorea; Rhabditida; Rhabditidae.